AUGCAUAAGCUGCGUCUCACCCGAGUCAAGCAACAGCUCAAUGGAGCCCUCAAGGACGACGCCAUAAUCGAGACUCUGCGUCCGAUGCAUCAUGCAAUCGAAGCCGGGCGCGAAGUCAACAAUACGGCAGACGGUUUCUCCGGGAUUGACGAGCCCAAGUUUGCCAGUGGCAGCCAGGGCAUCAUGGGCUUUGAUGUCUGCGUCGGAGUCGAGUACCGCGGGGAAGGUGGAGGUGCACCUCCACCUUCUACCGCGGGGAAGGUGGAGGUGGUAUAUACGACGUUGAACCCCAUCAGUUUGUCACACUGCACCUCCAGUGUGACUCUUGCAUUAUCAUUUCUCUUGACAGUAGUAGAGCCGUUCGGUAUUGUCGCCGGUUUCAUUGGUAUUACACCUGCUUUUACUGACUGCUUCGAGUAUGCACAGUUUGACCGCCACUUCAAUCUUGAUUUCGAGACCAGCCACCUUGCUCUCGACUGCGCGAGACACCGUCUUACACGAUGGGGCGAGUCUGUCAAUAAUUACGACGAUCCUAAACUAGGCAGGCAGGAUGCUAUUGCGACCGAGAUCCAACUUGCAAAGGAUGCGCUGCUCUGA
This is a messenger RNA of Pseudogymnoascus verrucosus, 597 nucleotides long. RefSeq lists its product as uncharacterized. The transcript has 2 exons. Lineage: Eukaryota; Fungi; Ascomycota; Leotiomycetes; Thelebolales; Thelebolaceae. Bases 1 to 597 code for a protein of 198 amino acids. The record is from RefSeq and is a predicted model, not a curated record.